Messenger RNA from Acyrthosiphon pisum (pea aphid), 2776 nucleotides. RefSeq names its product protein amalgam-like. Lineage: Eukaryota; Metazoa; Arthropoda; Insecta; Hemiptera; Aphididae. The transcript is spliced from 6 exons. Gene Ontology annotation, biological process: synapse organization. The coding region runs from base 345 to 1229 and encodes 294 amino acids. Gene Ontology annotation, cellular component: neuron projection membrane. The record is from RefSeq and is a predicted model, not a curated record.
UUUCUGUAUCCAGUGUGUCUUUAAUAUCGCUGCGGGAUAGUCGUCGUCGGUAAUAAUUAUCUCUUUCGUCUACCCGUUUGUUUACGCUAAUGAAAAUUGUUUUAUAUAAAAUAAAAAUAUUCACGUGAUGAUGAGAGCUUCACUAAGUGGUCGCUGAAUAAGAAACUGAAAAUAGGUGAUUAGAACGAUACGAAGAUGAUAGUGAUUUUAAAAUGAUGUUAGUGUAUUUCUUCUAAAAAGUAUAUUAAUUUUUCUAAAAAAUUAAAUAGUGCGAUUGCAAACUUUUGUGUGGUAUCGACGAUAUAGUUUUAAAUAGAAAGUGAACUAUUUUAAUUUCAAUAACCAUGUUAGAAAUGCAAUUAAAACUGAUAUCGAUAUGGUUGGUGACGUUUCAAUGGAUCUCAAACUCAGAUGGUUCGAUCGAAUCGCCGUCGCAGAGCGGCAACCUCAACUACUGGGAACAGCCGUUCUCGCAGCCUUACUUUGACAACGCCACUAGACGAGACGUGACCGCGACCGUGGGCCAGAUGACGUACUUACACUGCAGGGUCCGAAAUCUCGGCGACCGAUCGGUGUCGUGGAUCAGGAAACGUGACCUGCACAUAUUGACCGUUGGCAUACUAACGUACACGAACGACCAGCGUUUCCAAUCGCUGCACUCGGACGGGUCGGACGAGUGGACGCUCAGGAUCACGUCGCCGCAGAUCAAAGACUCGGGGACGUACGAGUGUCAAGUGAGCACCGAACCGAAAAUCAGCCAAGGGUUCCAGUUGAACGUAGUCAUAUCGAAGGCAAAGAUCAUCGGCAACACGGAAAUGUACAUCCGGAGUGGAAGUGACAUAAACCUGACGUGCGUGGUGCUGGAGACGCCAGACCCGCCCACCUUCAUCUACUGGUACCGAGACAGGGACGUCAUAAACUAUUCAGGCCGCGGUGGCAUCAGCGUGGUGACCGAGAAACAGACACGGACCAGCAGGCUACUGAUAUCCAAGGCCCAGCCCCCCGACACUGGCAACUAUACGUGCGCCCCUUCCGCCUCCGACUCGGCCAGCGUCACCGUUCACGUCCUAAACGGUGAACACCCGGCGGCCAUGCAACACGGCAAUAGCAGCAACAGUGCGGUGACCAGACUGCUGCCGAUUUUCCUGUUGUUCGUGUGCCAUUCCAUUCAGGUGCUGUUGGUCACCGACGUGUACGUGCCAGCCCGCGUCGUCAAACUGACCAGAUGAACGGCUUCAUACACACACGAUUAAAAUCAUUAUUACUAUUAUUAUUAUUAUUAUUAUUAUUACAACUAUAUACUGUACGUGUACACCGCGUAUAUAACAAUAUACAAUUGCGUGUUUAAACAAUAAUAUUUAAAAAAAAAAUAAUAUAUUUAUGUAUAAACCUGAAUUCUACGAUCGUCAGUGUGAAAAAAAACCGCGCUAGCAGCCGCUGUCACUACGCGCAGCAAGUGUAAUAAUUAUUAUUGUAGGUACCUACUUAAUGUUAUUAUGAUAUAUAUUAUAACGACAUGCGUCGUCGAGUGAAUUUCUUGAUUUUCAUUUUUUCACACAAUAAUAUUAUUAUUAUUAUUACUCAUAGGCGCCAUAGGUUAUCAUCGUAAUUUAUACCCGCGUUGUGCGCCACCGCGGUGUUUGACUGUUUAAAGCUCGCGUGUCGAUAAUAAAUAACGCGUUAAACGAGUCAAAGAGAGAGAUAGAGAGUGAGAGAGAGGGUGAGUGAGUGAGUGUGCUAGAGAGAGUGUGGGAGGAGGGUUGCAAUUGUAUCUGUGGGAGGGGAAGGACAGAGAUAAUAUUAUAAUAUAAUAUAUUAUACACACGUAUUAUUAUUAUUACUAUCAUUAUCAUUGUAGGCAUAGGACGCGAUUCGGGUCGUCGCGUUUUUCACCGCGUUGGUUUGGGUGGCAUUCGCCGCGUCAAAAAUCCUUUUUUAUAUACCUAUUUAUACAUAAUGUUAUAAAACACUAUAAAUUAUUAUAAUAUAUUAUUACUAAUGCAACUAUUAUAAUAUAAGAUAACGGAAAAAAAAUACGUGCUUGUAAAUAUUUAUACCUAUUGAUGUUUGUUUUCCGUAUAUCGUUCCUUACCGCUUGAGUCUCACUCGUACGAAAAUAAUGUAUAUUAUUAUUAUAUUAUGAUUUAUGAUAUAUUAUACGUGUUUCUGUCAUAUAUAUUAUUAUUGUAAGCUGUAAUAUCAAAAUUAUUAUUAUUACCGAUCCAUUGAUGUUGUAUAGUUUUGUUUUGUGUCUGUGACCUGUAUAUAAAUGUUUCCUAUAUAAUAUUAUAGCUGUUUGUAUUCUCAUAAUAAUUGUGUACAGUGCAGGUUAUAUAUAACCUACAUAAUAAUAUAUUGAAUUUACAAUAUAAAUAAUACUAUACAUGUAUAAUAUUAUGUAUUUGUGUAUUAUUAUCGAUGUCGUUAUGUUUUUAAAAACCAAUCGUAUAUGUCGUUUCCGGAGUUUCAUAUUUUAGAUUAUUACAAUAUAUUAAUAUUAUAAUGAUAAUUAUAAUAAUAAUAGUGAUAAUAGUGAUAAAUACAAUAUUAUAUAUUGUAUUAUCGUUUCUGUUGUGUCGAUCACUUCCGACCAAUAUAGUGUCGUUGUAACGUGUAAAAUAAUAUAACAUUAUAACAUAAUUAAAUAAUAAAUAAUAUUAUCAUCACCGUUUUGUACAUAAGAAACAAUAUCAGUAAUCACAAUCAGUAUGUUAUGUUUUUGUUUUUGUCUUGAUUAAAUUAUAAUUCAAUGUAAUAAACGUAUAAUAAAAAAUGA